UACAUAACAAUGGACAGAUUUCAUAGGAUCCUCCCUCCACAAGUUCCUGUAUGGUUACUCUUUAAACUGUUUCACCGAAGUUAUAAUGAUUAAUUCCGACUACGGUUGAUCUGUGAUCUUACAAACCCAUCAUGCGAACACCUGGGAUUUUUAUUUUCGGGCUGGUGCUCGCGCCUUGCGGGUUGCUUUUAGAUCUGAUCAGCACUGUGGCCCCGAGCUGGCGCACCAUCAAUAACAUCCCUGGAGAGACCUCUGAUCUGGUUCUCCAACAAGGACUAUGGGACAUCUGCCGGACUUAUACAUCAUCCCGGGACAUUCAAUGCAACCAACCGAACACACAAUACUUCAACACUCAGAUCAUCCAGAUUGCGCGCGGUCUGAUGUUGGCAUCACUCAUUCUCAAUGCCAUUGCUAUUGGCGUGGCAUCAGUUGGAGUGAGAUGUUGGACGAAUAGCGCACCGCGCUGGAUAGUCGCUGGCAUCGGCGGUCUUCUCAUUUUCAUCUCAGGCGUCCUCGCCAUCAUCCCGGUGGCUUGGUACACUCACAUCAUGAGCUCCAUCACCUCUUCAUCCACCGAUAUUCGUGCUGGAUACUGCCUAGUUCUGGGCUUCAUAGGUGGGAUCUUGGAAGUGCUCGGAGGUUUAGUGAUGUCCAUCGGGUUAUGCCUGAGUUGUGGCGAACGGAACCGCAAGGAAAGCCCGUGGACAAACGUGGUGAGAUCCACGCGUAAUCCAUCCUCUCCUCAACGGAUGACAGUACCGACUAUAAGCAGAAACAGCAGCGCGAGCAGUGUCCCAUAUUACUCCAAAGACACUGAUAUGGACUUACCAAGAGCGAAGAGGCAACAGGACCGAUUUGUCAACACUCCAUACAGAGCAAGACCAUACGAUUCAGAUUUGUAAAAAGACUGUACAUACAUUUAACAUUCUGAAUAUGAACUAACCUGAAUGCAUACCGCGUACAAAGAGCGCUUACUAAAAGUACCAUGGUUACCAGUUUCCACGGAAAACUGCCAGAGAUAGGGGCCGUUCAAACCGAACGCGUCCUUGCGCUUAAGGAAACACGCUAGAGCAGAACAGCGGUGUCUCGAGACGCGUUUAAAACUUUGACGUUCUUAAAGGAAUAUCCCGGGCUCAAUACAAGUUGAGCUCAAUCGACAGCAUUUGUGGCAUAAUAUUGAUUACCACAAAAAAUUAAUUUUGACUUGCCCCUCCUUUUCUUUAAAAAACAAAAACAAAACAAAAGCUAAAAUCUGAGUUAAAGUGAGACACUUACAAUGGAAGUGAAUGGGGCCAAUCCGUAAACAUUAAAAUACUCACUGUUUCAAAAGUAUAGCCACAAGACAUAAACAAUAUGUGUGUUAAUAUGAUUUUAGAGUGAUAAAAUUGCUUACUAACCUUUUCUGUGUAAAGUUAUAGCCAAUUUUACAACUUUGUUGCUUUGAUGAUGUAAUGUCAACAAACCCUAAAACCACUGUAAAAAUGACGAUUUUUACAAAUUUACAGCUCAAAAAAAUACAUGAGUUUUAACAGAAGAAUUAAUGUAAGUGCUUUUAUAAAAUGCUAAGCUUCACAUUUCUGCCUUUGAACACUUUAAAAAUUGGCCCGCACUCACUUCCAUUGUAAGUGCCUUACUGUAACCUCGAUUUUAAAUUUUUUUAAGAAAAGGAGGGACGAGUCAAAUAUUUUUUAUUUAUUUAUUUAUUUAUUUAUUUUUUGUGGUAAUCAAUAUUGCCACAAAUGCUUUUGAUUCAGCUUAACUUGUAUUAAACCUGGAAUAUUCCUUUAAGGGGCUGUUCACACAGAAUGCAUCCUCAUGCUACAAACCUAAUCAGGGCAAACAAACGCAGGUGUCUCAAGGCAAUUUAUAUAUAUAUAUAUAUAUAUAUAU
Myxocyprinus asiaticus (Chinese sucker) is the source of this 1890-nucleotide messenger RNA. RefSeq names its product claudin-23-like. Bases 132 to 902 code for a protein of 256 amino acids. Gene Ontology annotation, cellular component: plasma membrane; bicellular tight junction. The transcript has a single exon. Gene Ontology annotation, biological process: bicellular tight junction assembly; cell adhesion. The record is from RefSeq and is a predicted model, not a curated record. Gene Ontology annotation, molecular function: structural molecule activity. NCBI's taxonomy places the organism in Eukaryota, Metazoa, Chordata, Actinopteri, Cypriniformes, Catostomidae.